Molecule: messenger RNA, 1444 nt
Organism: Pseudo-nitzschia multistriata
Lineage: Eukaryota; Bacillariophyta; Bacillariophyceae; Bacillariales; Bacillariaceae
Source: the annotation of a GenBank genome assembly
CAAUCUCUGCUCAAUCGUCUAAUUGUAGAUUCAGAGUACAUUGCCUGCCAUGGACUCUCCUUACCGCCGAUCAAGCCCGCCGAAAUCACUGCGUUUUAAUGGAACAAAACAAUCGACAGCAAAAACACUGCGUCGACCCAUUUGUACAUGAGGACGUAAGGCACAGGUUAAAUCAUUGAACAGUCAAUUUCAAGGCAGGUGUCAGUCUUGAUAUAAUCCCUGCAAUCGCCCUUGUACGCUACUACCUAGUAUGACUCGUGGCUCUCGAAAAGUUUCCUUGCACACUUCUGGUUCACGUUUCGUUGCACUACAUGCGGUAUCCCGCGGCAUCCGUGACAAACUUGCCGGCCAGUCCGCCUCGGCUUCGUUUCGACGAUCUCCCGACAUUGCUGCUCCGGGAUGCAUCGGAACCGCCGAUGCUCCCGUGGCCCGUGCGCCCUCCGGGUCGCUGCCGUCCCGCAUCGAACAGACGCGACGCCACGGUCGGCGGCCCUUCUCCCCCGCCCACGGGGCCCUUGCUGCCGCCCCCCUUGGAAGAGGAUUCUUCGAGGAGGGCCUUCCUUUGGCUAUGGACGAAUUUCCAGUAGUCGGUCGUUUCCUUGAGAUCCUGCGCAACCUCAUGUUGGGUACCGGCCAGGUCGUUCUGGCUUUCCUCUAGCCGUUGCCCCAGGCUCUGCAGAGCCGCGAUAAGAUCCGAGAUCCGUGACGAAGGAACAUCUCGCGACAACACCACCGGGAGGGACUCUCCCUGCCAGCUGAAACUUCGGGAUUUUUGGCAGAGCUUGCCUUUCAGCACGUUGGCGUACAAACAUCGAAUCAGGACGUCCUCAACGGCUCUGAUAUUCCCUGUCAAUCCCAGGGGUUUGGCCAGGGAAUCAUACGAAACGGAUGUUUUCCCGUUGAAACAGGCAUCUUGAAUGCAAGACAAGACGGUUAAUUGACCCAGCUUCCCCAGGGCCUGGUCAUUAAGGGGUAGAAAGUAGUCUUUGCCCACGUUUUCGCGUGCGUUGUAGUCCAUUAGAGUCCCAAAGCUGAACAAAUCGAGGGUGUUGAACAAACUGCUGUGGGGACCACCAGCGGCGGAAUCAGAGUUCUUUUCUUCCUGCGGCAAAAGAAGUGGCAGACAGCAGCUCUUGAAUUGGUCAAAACCGCAAAAUAUUUGCGGGUGGGAAAAGGUUUUGAGAGCCAGGGAUCGCACCGUGGAAAGGUUCAUCUUCGAAGUCGUUCCGUCCUUCAACGUGUCGAGGAACGGCCGCAUCGAAGCAUCGGUGUCGAGAAGCCCCUCAAUGGCAUCGGUCUCGCUUUUCGCUGCGGGCAUCGUCUGUUUGUGCUCGGCGCAGUAUGAUUUGGAUCUUUUAGAUUGAUGGUCGGUAGUGCUGGAUUCUCUUCAGAACAAAAGGGUUCGAGAUUGUGAAAGUGUGAACAAUAAUCAGAUCGUGUCUCG